UUGACUCCAAGUGGAAUUUCCUGAGGAGGAACAGACCUUGCCUUGGGGAUGUGUUUUGUACUCUCCUGCAUGGUAAACUGCUCCUGCAGUUUCCAGGUGGAUGACAACGGCUGAUACCCCUGAUCAUCACAGGGUAACCUGCACUCAGAGUUCUGCACAUUAUUCUGGUGCAGCAAAGAGCCUGGGGAACCGGGGGAAAUGAGCUCUUGGGGGAAAAGCUGCAAAAAAAGACCUUUGUAACAUUGAUCUGACCCAGCCAAAGUCAGUGCUGCUGUUUCUUCCAUUACUGAGCUCUUGCAGUGUGUUUCUGCUGCCUUUGCUUUGUGUAUGCUUGGGUCUGGCAGUGAGUCCCAUGCCCUGGACACUCUGGAGCUUUUUGAGGAGUAAAUGCUGUGUGGUGGAUCUUUAAUGUGAGCUCUCUUUAUGCCAUGAAUACAAUUCCCUUGCCUUUCCCUUUUUCUCCUGGGUCCAGUCUCUGUACCAGUAGGGAUCAGAAUUAGGGGCUGGAGCCAUCCGGUGUGUUUGUAUUUGCCCAACCAGGGUUUUAUCUGUGCUGAUGAACUCCACUGGUUGGAAACUUGCUUCCAUUGGUUGGAAACUUGCUUCCCCUGGUUUCAAUUCCAUCCUCAAAAAUGGCCUAAAAUGCUUGUCCUGCAGCUUGUCCCUCUGCUCCUUAAAUCCCUCUUAAUGCUUCCCUUGUGCUUGCAUUUUGUUGUCCCCACCAUGGUUCUGCUGAGGUCAGACUUCCCUUUUGUUUUCUUUCCCUUCUACCUUCCGCUAACGAGACGUUUUUAUGAUUCUUCAGCGUUUUGGGUGCUUUUGUGGAGUGCAGGUUAAAAGUACAGGCUGUUAAUGCAACAAAGGCUGCAGUGCUGUCUGCAAAUGCCUGGGGUGAGCAAACUGGGACAUCUCCCAGCACAUCCCUCCCUCCCUGUCCCGCUAAUCCCUGCGCAGGCUCUGGCCCCUCACUGCUGUGUUUGUUCCCAGAGUUUGCCAGGACUGUGGCAUUGGGAAAGGGGGUGGCUGGGCUGGAUUUCUGCCCUUCCCCAGGCAGUGGAGUGUCCGGUGCACUUUGAUCCCUGGAGGGAGGCUUGGCAGAGGCAGCCGGUGCUCUGCCCGAGCUGGGAACGGGCUCUGCAGCACCCCUUGCUGCCUUCCCAGGGUGGGAGUGUGCAGGUCAGGAUGAGGCCUCUGCUCUGGGCUGCCUGCAGCCAGCUGCUGCCUUGGAGAGCUGGGCUCUGCUCUCCCAAACCAGCUGUGACCGCUAUGGUGACCGCCUCACACCACAGCCUGCGGCCCCCGGCCCUUCUGGCCACCUCCAGCUCUGCAGCCAGUGCGCCUGCAGGCUUCCUCCAGGCCCUGGUCCCAGGGAGCAGAGCCCCCAGCUGCUGGAGCUCACAGUUCAACGUGCCCCCCAGUGCCCUGCUCGUGGCCAGGCCCGUGGGGGUCUGCUCCAUGAUGAGGCUUCCCGUGCAGGCGUCAGCGGAGGGGCUGGACGUGGUGUUUGUCGGUGUUCCGCUGGACACGGGCACGUCCAACCGGCCAGGAGCCAGGUUCGGCCCGCGCCAGAUCCGCGCCGAGUCCGCCAUGGUGCGGAGGUACAACGGCAGCACCGGCGCGGCACCAUUCGACUCCCUGCGGGUGGCCGACAUCGGGGACGUGAACGUGAACCUCUACAACCUGCCCGACAGCUGCCGCCUCAUCCGCGAGUCCUACCAGGAGAUCGUGGCCUCGGGCUGCGUGCCCCUCACCUUGGGUGGAGAUCACACCAUAACAUAUCCAAUCCUGCAGGCCCUGGCAGCAAAGCACGGUCCCCUGGGGCUGGUGCACGUGGAUGCCCACACGGACACCGGAGACACGGCUCUGGGGGAGCGCAUCUACCACGGGAGCCCGUUCCGGCGCUGCGUGGAGGAACGGCUGCUGGACCGCGGCCGCGUGGUGCAGAUCGGCAUCCGAGGCUCUUCCUACGACCCUGAUCCUCACAAAUACAGCCGGGAGCAGGGGUUCCGGGUGGUCCCGGUUGAGGAGUGCUGGAUGAAAUCCCUGGAGCCUCUGAUGAGGGAGGUGAGGGCACAGAUGGGGGACAAGCCCAUUUACAUCAGCUUCGAUAUCGACGGGCUGGACCCCGCCUACGCCCCGGGCACCGGCACCCCGGAGAUAGCCGGGCUCACACCUGCGCAGGCUUUGGAGAUUAUUCGUGGCUGCAAAGGCCUGAACAUAGUGGGGUGUGACCUUGUGGAAGUGGCACCAAUGUACGAUGUCUCUGGCAAUACAGCUCUCCUGGGGGCAAAUCUACUGUUUGAGAUGCUGUGUGUCCUCCCAGGAGUGAAGACGCUGUGAGGGCAAUUCCCACCUGCCCUGGGGCAAUGCUACUCCGUGUCCUCAGCCAGGCUUUCCAUGUCCCCUUCCUUCAGCCAGCAUGGGCUUUGCACCGUGAAAUAAAUGCCAUUUCCCACUAGAAAAGGUACUUUUAGGCUGGGAAAAUGUAGGGAACAGGCUAGACACCCCUUUUAACUGGGGUCUGGAGCUUUGGAGUUGGCCUGGGAAAGGGACAGAUGAGGCUAAUGCCAUUUUGCCUCUGGAAUGAUUCACUCAGCUCACAGGGCUCCGGGGGAAACUGUCACUGAUAAAAGGUUUGUCCCAUUAGGAUGUCACAGCAGGACAAUGAAUGUAGAAGAAGGGACAUGAAGGAGGCCUGAGCCUCCUGCUGAGUAGGGAGAUAUUUGACUGGAUUUCCUGCUGGUGGAAUAAUCAGAAGUUUCCUAUGGAAGGAACAGUUUAAUGCUCCUGAAAUUUCUGAGAGGACAUGGAGGUGAGGUUAGUUUGUACAUGGAGACACAGAGCCACCUCAUCACACAUUAAAAUAGUUUAUUUUGGUUGCGAA
Messenger RNA from Parus major (Great Tit), 2884 nucleotides. RefSeq names its product agmatinase (gene AGMAT). NCBI's taxonomy places the organism in Eukaryota, Metazoa, Chordata, Aves, Passeriformes, Paridae. Bases 853 to 2340 code for a protein of 495 amino acids. The record is from RefSeq and is a predicted model, not a curated record. The transcript is spliced from 7 exons. Gene Ontology annotation, molecular function: agmatinase activity; metal ion binding.